Aspergillus luchuensis is the source of this 678-nucleotide messenger RNA. It is a transcript of the gene RPL13, whose product is annotated as 60S ribosomal protein eL13. Gene Ontology annotation, molecular function: structural constituent of ribosome; RNA binding. Lineage: Eukaryota; Fungi; Ascomycota; Eurotiomycetes; Eurotiales; Aspergillaceae. Bases 1 to 678 code for a protein of 225 amino acids. Gene Ontology annotation, cellular component: cytosolic large ribosomal subunit; ribosome. The transcript has 5 exons. The record is from RefSeq and is a predicted model, not a curated record. Gene Ontology annotation, biological process: translation.
AUGGCGAUCAAGCACAACAACCAGAUUCUCAACCAGCACUUCCACAAGGACUGGCAGCGUCGUGUCCGCGUGCACUUCGACCAGCCUGGCCGCAAGCACCGCCGUCGUGAGGCCCGUCUCGCUAAGGCCGCCGCUGUUGCUCCUCGUCCGGUUGACCAGCUGCGCCCCGUUGUGCGCUGCCCUACCGUCAAGUACAACCGCCGUGUCCGUGCUGGCCGUGGUUUCACCCUCGCUGAGCUGAAGGAAGCUGGUAUCCCCAAGAAGCUCGCUCGCACCGUCGGUAUCGCCGUUGACCACCGCCGUGUCAACUACUCCAAGGAGUCGCUCGUCGCCAAUGUUGCUCGCCUCCAGGACUACAAGGCUCGCCUGAUCCUCUUCCCCCGCAAGAGCGGUCAGUUCAAGAAGCUUGACUCUUCCGCUGAGGAGGUCAACGCUGCCAAGGCUGCUUUCGCCGAGGGCAAGACCGAGGGCUUCGCCACCCGUGUCGGUGGUGCCCUCCCCAUCAAGAACGCCACUCUCGCUGAGGCCGUCACCGAGGUCAAGCGUGACGACCUCCCCAAGGGUGAGGAGGCUGCUUACCGCCGGCUGCGUGAGGCCCGCAGCGAGGCUCGCUACAAGGGUAUCCGGGAGAAGCGUGCUAAGGCCAAGGCUGAUGAGGAGUCUGCCGCCAAGAAAUAG